AUGGCCACGGUGGCCGCGGCGGUGGCCCGCGGGGCCGGAGCUAGGGCGGCGGCAGCGGUGGCCCUGCGGGGUGACUGCGGGGCUGCGGCCCGGGGACGGCCGCACGCGGGCCCCGCUCGGCCCUUGUGCACCGCUCCCGGGACCGCGGCGGACAUGAAGCGCUACCUGUGGGAGCGCUACCAGGAGGCGAAGAGAAGCACGCACGAGUUGGUUCCUUCAAUUAUGAACCACCUGCUGAAUCCGGACGCCAUCUUCUCCAACAACGAGAUGAGCCUGUCGGACAUCGAGAUCUAUGGCUUUGAUUACGAUUACACCCUGGUGUUCUAUUCCAAGCAGCUGCACACGCUCAUCUUCAACGCUGCACGGGACCUGCUCAUCAACGAGCACCGGUAUCCUGUGGAAAUCAGAAAGUAUGAGUAUGACCCAAACUUUGCCAUUCGUGGACUGCACUAUGACGUACAGCGGGCAAUAUUGAUGAAGAUUGAUGCUUUUCAUUACAUCCAGCUGGGAACAGUCUACAGGUAAGAGCAGGAAGAGAUAAAGGUAAUCACCUGGCGGUGGUUUUGGGUGUCAGGGGUGAGGAGAGCUGCAGUGUGUGGCCUGUAGUUCCUUCACUCACUCGCUCACUCAUUCAG
This is a messenger RNA of Castor canadensis (American beaver), 635 nucleotides long. The record is from RefSeq and is a predicted model, not a curated record. NCBI's taxonomy places the organism in Eukaryota, Metazoa, Chordata, Mammalia, Rodentia, Castoridae.